This is a messenger RNA of Nematocida minor, 3255 nucleotides long. RefSeq lists its product as uncharacterized. The record is from RefSeq and is a predicted model, not a curated record. Bases 1 to 3255 code for a protein of 1084 amino acids. The transcript has a single exon. NCBI's taxonomy places the organism in Eukaryota, Fungi, Microsporidia.
AUGGCCAAUCACAAACUAAAGGGAACAUCAGGUGUGUGCAUGCUAUUUGCCCUUUUUAUCUCAAGGUGCAAAGGAGGCUGGGAUGCUUUUAGUGGAGAGGAAGGUAAAGAAGCUGGAUUGCUGAGAGACAGUGGCGAAGUGUCAGAUAGUAUGUGUGGUUUAGAUCAUUCUUCCUUUGAUCUACUUACGAAUAAUAACAGUUCAGCUUGGAGCACGUGUUGUCAUGGCAGAAUAACUGGAAUAGAAGGCCAAAGUGGGCAGCCUGAGGAGUGUAUAGUAGAUUCUAGUAUGGAAGAAAGUGUUUUAAAUGCGAUAGGUAACAAUCCCGGCACAUCGAGAGACGAGAGCAUGCUAGAAUGCGGAAUGGAAGACUUAGAUUUUUCCUUCAUUGAUCUAAUUAUGAACGAUGGCUCGUCGUGGAAUGGUGACUAUGCAGACAUAAUAGAUGAUGUAUUCGAUCAGACUGGCCAACUCGAACAGAACAUGGUAGAAAAUAAUAUAGACAUGGGAAUUUUUAGCACUGAGGCAGAUGGCAGUGCUGAGAAAGCAAAAAGUAUGCAUAAAAUAGCAAGUGUGAUAGAUGAUUCAGAUCUUGUUUUUGAUGAUCUAGAAGCAGAUAGCUCUAUCUGGAAUGCACUAGAGUCUUCUAUCUCAAUAGAUGAAAUUGAACAGCAAUGUAGCUAUCUUCAGCAGUCUGCAGGAAAGGCUAGUACAAGCAAGAAAUCUUCUAGCGGAGAAAGUAGCAGUGCUGAGCCAUUUGCACACAUCGAAAAAAGAGAUAAAAGUGAGCAGAAUAGCUUGAACACAUAUCCAAUUCUCUCUUCCAUACUAGGAGAUAAAAAAAAUGAAAAAGAAGGCUUGCUAAGGAAAGACUCCUAUGCUGAGUUUGUGCAUAGGGAGUCCUUAGAAAUAAUGAGAAAAAAAGAUGACUUGCUUCGGAAACAGCGAAUGCUAAGGUCUAGAAGGAUAGGCGAUGCAAUGGAGAAAAAAGGCCUUAACACUAAAUUCUGGGACAGCAGACUGACAGUUGUAAGGAGAAGAGCACGUGACAAGUUAAAUUACAAAACAGUAAGUGAGUUUAAGAGCUACAAAAUAGAUAUGAUCCGCAUGGUAAAAGCUGAGCCGUACCAAAAGCAUCUUGAAAAAGACAUUGAAUACUUCUCCGUCCAUCUUGCUCCAUUGGUAGAUCGAAAUGCACUGUGGUACUUUAUUGCAAGCAGAACCACCAGUCUGAAUUUAAGACACAAAGAGCUUUUUGGUCUGAUGGAGCUGUUUAGAGAGAGAAGUGACAAAAAAGACGGGAAGGAUAGAUACAUAAAAAAAGUGGAAAGCUUUAAAGGAUACUAUGCAGGAGUGUUUGAGGAUAUGCUAGAGUAUGUAAAAAAGCAUGGGCCGAUGAGAAUUAGCAGAGGCAACACUCCAACCGUCUGGAAGAAAACUCUGGGCGAUGUUUACAUGACAGAGCAUCUUCUUCCAAAGUGCAGCAUGUACGAAGAAAAGAGUGCGCUCAUCCACAUCAGCAAAAAGCACUCUGCGCUGGUUUAUGCUGUGCGCAUGAUUCUAAUACUGCCAGAAGUGUACCAAGACUUCUCUAUGAUUACCACUGAUCUUAUAGAGGAAACCCGCACUGCAGAAGAUGCAUACACAAACUCACAAAACAAAGAAGUUCUGUUGAAAAUACAUAAGCUAGUGCACACACACAUGGAAAAUAAAGCAGACAGCAGAGUGUAUACCGAGCUUUACGAUGCUCUCAGUAAGGUGUGUAAAGGAAAAGAACCAGUCGAGCCAAUGGCCACUAGUCUGUAUAAGGAAAUAUACGUUAUUCUUGCAAAAUUCUAUGAGAGUGUGGAGGUGGUUGACAAAAUAAAAAAGUAUGUUUUGGCAGGAAAGUGUGUAAUAACAAACCAGAAGUACGUAAGAUGCGAGGCAAUAGUAAACUUGGCGGCAGAUAGUUGUGUUAAAAAUACUCUGUAUACAACAUAUUCUGUGGAGGAAAAUAAAUGGGAUACUAUGCAUACUGUUCCACCACACUACCAUGUGUACUACAUAGACAACACAACGAAUAGCAUACAGCCACUGUGCAUGCCUAUGUAUCUAGACAAGAGCGGACAAGAGCAAUAUCUGCACACAGUUGAUGAGAUAGUAGAUUACAUAAAGAUUCUGUACAAAAUAGAAGAGUGUUCAGAUGCUAUACAUCCGUUUAAAGUAAGAAAAGGCACUAGAAAGUGGUCAUACGUCGAGAAGCAAGACAGAAGUAAAACAGUGAAAGGCUUUGCAGAAUAUGAAGUAGUGUUCUAUCGCAUUGAUGAAGAGCUAGAAGCACAAAAGUUUACGUUUGCAGAGUUUUGGCCUCUGAAUCCGCACGAUGCCGGCAGCAUUUGCGUACCACUAUUUCUCACUCCUCUGAUGCAGUCUGCAGUGGACCUAGGGCCUUUUACUGCGGAGGAAGAGUGUAUAGAGCUGGACUCCAUAGAGUUUGAAGACAAAGUGCCUGAUGUGUAUAUGUAUUCUGCCAAAUGGAAGGAAAAAGAGUACUCAGAUGUGCAUAAGUACUACAGCAACCUAUACAUACCCUCAGACGAAGAAAAAAAGAAAAAUAUUAACUGCUACACUAUGAACUGCCAGAUCGAAAGAACAGACAGCAGUUUCAUUAAGAUCGUGUGGUAUGCAAGAAUGUCUAGCAGUGCAGAUGAAUACACACACUGCGCACUUGACAGGGCCUUUAAAGAAGAAGAGAAUGCAGAAAAGUUUGAUGCUUUUGUUGCAGCACUAGAGUCAAAAGAACACAAUCAAGAUAGCAAUCUGCAGGCCUUCUGGCUGAAAAAGAGCCAUGCACCAUACAAUGAAGAAGAAGGUCAGAUAUACACAAUGUACGGAUGGCUUGUAGAUAGGAACAGCAAUGAAAAUGAAAGUAAGAAAAUGAGAAGCCUGGAAUGUCUUGAAUUGGAGAUUGGUAAAUUGGAAGAUAAGCUAAAGCAGGUAGUAAAGGAGCAGAAGAGCUUAGGAAGGUUUAACAAAAUAAAAGACACAGAAAGAGUGAAACAAAAAAAGAAACUAAUAAGCACGGCAAAGGGCAAACUUGCAAAAAAGAUAAAAACUCUGCAGAGAGAGCUGAUAUACGCAAAGCUGUCUAGGAAGCCCAAAGCACCGGUAGACUUUAUAGUGUUUAGAAAUGUAAACCACAGUAAGUCCAACUUGGGAGCGCACAAUGAGAUCCUUGACGUUUUAACGUCGCAUUUUACAGCCAAAGGCUGA